Molecule: messenger RNA, 2919 nt
Organism: Pichia kudriavzevii
Lineage: Eukaryota; Fungi; Ascomycota; Pichiomycetes; Pichiales; Pichiaceae
Exons: 1
Coding region: 1-2919 (972 amino acids)
Biological process (GO): fungal-type cell wall organization; GPI anchor biosynthetic process
Cellular component (GO): endoplasmic reticulum
Source: RefSeq, a predicted model, not a curated record
AUGGUAGCAUCGUCUUCUGUUUCGAGACCUCUCCUAAGAAUCAACGCACAGUUUGUUGCUAUUGCUCACACAAUCUGUUCUGCUAGUGCGUUUAUAGCUGCAUUUGUUAUUGGUUACGCCCUUCAUUUUGAAAAGAUUGUCAGGAACGAGUAUUUUGGGUAUCCCGAUGAAUGGUUCCCAAGUGUUUCCGCCACAAUUGGCGAUAGGUAUCCAGAAAGAUCGGUUUUCCAGAUUUUAAUAGCAUUGACUUCGGGUCCUAGAUUUCUCUUGCUAUUCUUUUCUUAUAUCAGGCUCUACAAACCAAACAGCAGUUUUCCAAAGGUCGCACUUAUCUCCGGUAUCAUUCGAACGGUCACAUGUGGAGGCUGGGUCUACAUUACAUCGACCGAUGACCACGACUGGCAUGAUAUUUUCAUGAUUUCUUAUAUUGUUUUGACUCUACCUUGGGAUAUCUCUAUUAUAAAACUAACUUCCCCAGGUACAACCCUUAAAAAAUAUAGGAAACUCACAGCUUAUGCAUUUUUUGGAACUCUGUUCCCUUUGAUUUAUUUAUUUGUCCAACACAAAAUUCAUCAUACUCCUGGCUCCUACUCAUAUUACGCUUAUACUGAGUGGUUACUGAUUGUUUUUGACAUUUUAUUCGAUUCAUGGGCUAUUCUCGAUUUCAGGGAUCUGUAUCUAGAAAUAAGACCGACCGACUUGAAUGAUGAAUUUUUUUCAAUUAACUUCCGAGUCUCACCAUAUUCUGCUGGUGCUGAUGCUGCUUCUUCUUCCAAUUUUUCAAGUAAAAAUUAUGAUCAUUAUGGACCGGAAAAAUCAAAUUUUAAACUGUCUGACAAUUUUAUUCCUAAAAAUUCAGAAUUUAACGGUUCAUACAUUCAAAUUAUGAUAAACAUUGUCAACGCUUAUAUGUUUUGGACAAUAUUUACUGCAUUAUUCCUCUGUAUUUGGUAUUUCCCGCUUUGGUAUAUGGGUAUCAGUGGUUAUGAGCUGGUCAUUAUUACUUCUCUAUCGCCUAUCCUUCUCAAAUUCAAAAAGCUUAGAGAAUUUGCUUACACGUAUCCAAAUAAAAUUAGAUUUUAUGCAUGCAUAUUUGGUGUCGGCUCAUUUAUGAUCAGCGAUCCUAUGCUCCGUUUAUUUUCGAUCAGUAUUGGUAAUGCACUGUCUUUUAUUGGACUGACUUCAGAGGUUGCAUUACUCGGUAUGACCAAAUCAAGUACCAUUAUUAGAAGUUAUGCUACUACUUUUAUGUUAGGCUUAACCUUAACUUCAAUUGGAAAGUUUGCUUAUUGGACAAAUAAUCCAGUCUGGCCUAUCUUAAACGAAAAAACGGGUGGUUUAAACAAAAUUGGUAUUGUGAUAGGUCUGUUGGCUGCUCAUUACACCCAGUUUCCAAAAGCUUUGGCAUCCAAAACUAAGGACUAUGAAGAUAAUGUUUCCACGUCUUGGAAGUAUGUUGCGCUGGCAUUUGGUUCUCUCAUGUUUUCAUGGAUGAGUAUGCUUACAGAUUCAUCUGUUAUUAUUACCUGGGUUUGGGAUGGCUAUCCGAUCAGCGGUCCGACCCCUGUUCCUCAUGGAGCAGUUACUUUGAGUGUUAUGUUGUUUGGUAUAUAUUUUGGAUUCUAUAACCCGAGAUCUUACAAGUUGAUUACUGGGCUUGGCAUUAUUGGCUCAGUCAUCUUGUAUUCAUUCCAUGGGUGGUUAGGUUAUUUUGGUGGUAUGAUUUACACAUUCUGGUUAACCUACGUGUCUCAAAUUUGUUUUGAACAAUUAUCUGGUUAUUAUGAUAACAUUGCAAAGGUUAUGUUUGCUGCAUUAAGUGUUACCACUAUAUUGGUUUUAAUGCAUGUAUGGGUUGUCGCAUACGCCUUUGUUCCAGGUGGGCCAUUGCUACGUGAAAGAACAGAUAUUGUCUUGGGUUCUUCUGUACUAUUGAUUGCUAUGUUUGUAUACGGGCUAAAAGGAAUUGAGCUCAAUCACAUUAAAGUAAAAAAACACAUUUCGAAGUUCAACAAUAUCAUAGUUUCAUUAUUGUUUUUAUCAGGAAUAAUUGCAUUCAACAGAUUCCAAUAUAGUGUUCCAAAGCCAUAUCAUCCUAAAUCAAGAUUAGUGACCGCAGGUAUUUGGACCAUUCAUUUCGGUUUGGAUAACGAUAUGUGGGCAAGUGAAUAUCGUAUGCGUGACUUGAUUCGGGAUGCAGAAUUGGAUGUUGUUGGUUUAUUAGAGUCUGAUACUGAGAGGAUCAUUAUGGGAAACAGAGACCUGACUCAAAGAAUUGCCGAAGAACUAAAUAUGUAUGCUGAUUUUGGACCAGGUCCAAAUAAACACACCUGGGGUGCAGCAUUAUUGUCCAAAUUCCCAAUUUUGAAUUCCACCCAUCAUCUAUUACCAUCGCCUGUUGGCGAAUUGGCCCCAGCCAUCCAUGCAACUCUGGAUAUGUAUGGUACUUUAGUUGAUGUUGUUGUUUUCCAUUCCGGUCAAGAAGAAGAUGAGGAAGACCGUAGGUUACAAAGUUUAGAAUUACAAAGAAUUAUGGGUAGUAGCGAUAGACCAAUGAUUCUGUUGAGUUAUUUAGUCACAACACCACAUGAAGGUAAUUAUCACACUUACGUUAGCGAAGAAUCUGGCAUGCAUGACAUAGAUGUCACCGACGAUGAUAGAUGGUGUGAAUACAUUCUCUACAAGAAAAUGAAGAGAACAGGUUAUGCCAGGAUUAGUAGAGGCAGUAUCACAGAUACUGAGUUGCAGGUUGGUAAAUUUGUUGUUCCGUUCCCAGAUGAAUAUGAUGAAACAUACAGUCAAGAUGUUGUACCUGAAGUAUGGAUGAAUGUUGAUAGAAGAUUCCCAGAUAUUUUUCGAGGAGAUGGUGUGAGAGAUCAUCGCUACCAUGUUUUCGAAGAACCUAAGUACUACAUUUAA